CCCUGUUGCUGCGCUCUUUCAUUUAGUUAUAGUCCUUGAGCGCUAUAUUACUCCUCAGCAUGGUCAAUCUUCCUCAAUGCUGAGGUGAUGCAAUUCUGAAAUUAUCACAAUUUCUUUCCUCGGUUUGGUUAGAUUUCGCAGCGAUCAGACGAACAAGAAGGCAGAAGAACAACAAUUGCUUGAACAUUCUCUUGGGAAUUUAGCAAUUUUUCUGUCGCCUACACAAUGGGCUCGAUCGCAGAAGAUGACGAUGAUCGAGACCUCGCAGGUUCGCAAGAUGGAAGCUCGGAUAAUGACAUGGAUGAUACCCUCAGAGACGCUGAUGAUGGUGGGAAUGACAACGACAACGAUCAAGACGUGGAUGCCGACGGAGACGCCGAUGGGGAUGGGGAUGCAGACAGCCAGUCCAACGCCAGCCAUGCAUCCGAAAGCGCUGCUCAGCAGAACGCAGACACCACUAUGACAUCCCCGGGCCCAGAUAAUAUUGUGUCCGACCUACUUUCAGCUUUCCACCCGAGUGUGCGGCCGGAGUGCCUGACGGCCUCGACAUACGAUAUAGUUCCUACAACUGCCGCGCCACACAGCACCUCGAUCAAUGCGAUUACGGCGACAGCGGACAUGAGAUGGGUGUUUAGCGGGGGCUCGGAUGGAUACGUGCGAAAGUUUAACUGGGUCGAUUCAAUCAAUAGCAAGCUGAUGUUGACCGUGGCGCAACGGCACCCGUUUGUCGAUAGCGUGAUCAAAGCGGGCGUGUUGAUGACAUACUGGGAGAACAUGGACGGUGCCGCCUUAUCGCCAGUAUACUCGUUAGCUAGUCAUAGCGAGGGUCUGUGGUUGCUGUCCGGCCUUGAAUCGGGUAAUAUUCGAUUGCAGUCGAUUCGACAUGAUGAGGGCAAGGAGAUUGCUCUUCUACAGCAACAUACCUCAGCUGUAUCGGUGCUGACUCUCACCUCCGACGAAAAAUCGCUACUCUCCGGAAGCUGGGAUAAGCGGGUAUUCGAUUGGGAUUUGAAUACGGGCCAAACUAGACGUUCCUUCGGAUCGAGCGCGGGGCAGAUCUCGGCCAUUGAAAUACGUCCAGAGUCGAGUCUGCCGGUUCCGAGAGAUACAUCUGAAGCCCAACAGCCGAAUGGGACGUAUUCAUCCAACCACCACCAGGCGAGGGGGCGCGAAAGUUUCGAGCUCAUGGACACGUCAGAUAAUCAGGGCGAAAACGGUGCUAUUAACCCGCAGGCGGGGUCACCAGCAGACUCGCUCUUUGGUGGUGCUGACUCUUUGUUCGGGGAUAAUGAUGGGGCUGGUGGUGAUGGCAUAGGCACGUCUGCCAAUGGCUUUGGCGUGGAUGACGACGAUGAGUUCGGCAAAGCGCUUGCAAACGGUGUCCUCCCAGAUGCCGACGCACCAGGUGAGCCUGAUCAAAUGAUCCAGCAGAAUGGUAUCCUAGAUACUUCUUUCCCUUCGAACGACGCCAAUCCCGGAAUUGAUACCACCGCAUCCACCCAACCACUCGACUCCCAAACGACAGAGAUGCCAAAUGGCGCAUCGCAAGCCUUAACAAAUGGCCUUCCCCAUGCCGAGGAGCUAGAACCACCCUCACAAACCCUAGACCUGACCCAAUCAACCCAGUUGGAGACUAAUAGCAACGACAAUACCUUCCUCGCCGCGUCUAUUGACGGCACUAUCCGAAUAUGGGACCGCAGGCAACAAUCCGCAGUUGCUCGCAUUACACCGCGCAAUUCGCCCCCAUGGUGUAUGAACGCGUGCUGGUCCCCAGACGGCAACUACAUCUAUGCCGGACGCCGCAACGGCACUGUAGAAGAAUACAGUCUCCACAAGGGCCUGCGGGACCCGGAACGAACCUUUAAAUUCCCGCAAGGAAGCGGGCCAGUCACAGCCCUAAAGGCGAUGCCGAAUGGGCGACAUAUCGUAUGCGCAUCCCAUGAUAUCCUCCGAUUAUACGACCUAAAACAUGAGCAAGUUUCUCGACAUUCUACCGUACCGUUCUUGAUCAUCCCAGGACACCGCACAGGCACCGUGUCGCAGCUAUACAUUGACAAUGCAUGUCGCUUCUUAGUCUCGACGAGCGGUAAUCGAGGUUGGGAAGGUAGCACGACCGAAGUGUUGCUGGGCUACGAAAUUGGCGUUCCGCGGUAACUAGUUGUUUAUUUUUUCCCCCCAAAGAAAAAGGGGGGGGGUACUACUACUAGUAGGUACUAAUACUAGGUAAGGAGUUUUUGAUGACCGUAUGGUACGAAUAUAUGUAUGUACCUUUUGGGGUUCGGUGCUGGCUUGCCUUGCUAACUAUAUGGUCUUUAUGGAGUUGAGAUAUGCAUGUACAAUUACAAAGUACCUUGGAAAAGUGUUCUUGAAGCGUACGGGUUCACGGUUGGUUGCUUUUCCUUUCGGCCUCUCAUCUAUUUAUUCUAUUCUAUUAGCCUUAGCAGCAGGAGUGAGCGGGAAUAGAUAGAUAGAUAGAUAGAUAUGCUUUGGCUGUGCUCCUGUAUACACACUACACUAUGUUUCCUAUGGGAAAUAAA
Aspergillus ochraceoroseus IBT 24754 is the source of this 2537-nucleotide messenger RNA. Its product is annotated as WD40 repeat domain-containing protein. Bases 226 to 2154 code for a protein of 642 amino acids. Gene Ontology annotation, cellular component: SAGA complex. The record is from RefSeq and is a predicted model, not a curated record. Gene Ontology annotation, biological process: regulation of transcription by RNA polymerase II; chromatin organization. Lineage: Eukaryota; Fungi; Ascomycota; Eurotiomycetes; Eurotiales; Aspergillaceae. Gene Ontology annotation, molecular function: transcription coregulator activity; TBP-class protein binding. The transcript has 3 exons.